AUGUAACCCCUUCCUUUGAACAAGCUUGUUUGGCUCUGGCGGGCAUGCAUGCAAUUCAGAAGGUAGUCGACCGUAGAUUAGCUGCUUCAAGUCUAAUUAUAAGGAAAUGGCAUGCUCUAAAUUUCAACAAAUUAGCUCGUUUGCACGAGUUGGCCCGUUCAUAAAUCGACAGCGUAUGUUAGGUAUCUGCUAAUAUUAGCUCGUAGCUGGCGAUUUCAUCUGGCAAUCACUUAAAUGGGCAUGGGUACUAAAUGUGUCACAAUUUAGUCAACACACGAAACCAAAAACUCCGACCUAAUACGCUGCACAUUAUUUAAGUAUUCAACACGACAACAAAAAUCGUUUAAUACAGCGGGACACACGCCAAUCAAUAUUAAACUCCCAAGCGGUGAGUGAAAGUGCGAUUUACUGUGCUGGCCAGUCAAUAGUUGCAAUGACGUUAUUUCCUGGGGGUGGCGGUGGGAGCGUGGUACUGCGGUCCUCCUCUGCUUUGCAACGGCGAGAGUCCGACAUGGAAACAAACACGAAGACGUGAGCGUGUUCUGGGAUUUUGCACGCUAUAAAUUCUACAAGCCCAAGCGCCAGUGCGUGCCAGUGAUUUGAACUACUGCGCAAACAUCUACGCUAGUAAAUAUAUUUGAUAUUUGGUACAUUGCAGUAGUGUAGAUAGCUUAGUUACCUUACGGACCAUGGCGGAGAGAAGUGGCCGGCUGAGCUUUCCCGGGAGCGGGGCGCUCAAUAGACCCGUGCCGAUGAAUUUGUUCGCCACUUGGGAAAUAGACGGAUCAUCUCCGAGUUGCAUUCCCAGGUUGUGCAGUCUGACUCUGAAGAAGCUGGUGGUGAUGAGAGAGCUGGACAAGGAGCUGAUCUCCGUGGUCAUCGCUGUGAAGAUCCAGGGUUCUAAGAGGAUCCUGAGGUCUCAUGAGAUAGUGCUGCCACCUAGUGGUGUGGUGGAGACGGACCUGGCUCUCACCUUUUCACUCCAGUACCCCCACUUCCUGAAGCGCGAGGGCAACAAGCUGCAGAUCAUGCUCCAGAGAAGGAAGAGGUACAAGAACCGGACCAUCCUGGGCUACAAGACCCUGGCGGCCGGCUCCAUCGACAUGGCUGAGGUGCUGCAGCACCCCACCGAGGGCGGCCAGGUGCUGCCUCUCUGCAGCAGCCAGAAGGAGACGCUGGGCAAGGUGGCGGAGAUCUGGAUCUUCUCCCUGUCCAGCCAGCCCAUCGACCACGAGGAGGCCGCCCUGCAGGGGGGGCAGAAGAUCAAGUGCACAGAUAACUACUCGGAAGAGGAGUACGAGAGCUUCUCCUCGGAGCAGGAGGCCAGCGAUGAUGCAGUGCAGGGCCAGGAUUUGGAGGAUGAUGAAUAUGACGUGAGGAAGCCUAAGAAGCAGAGAAGGUCCAUAGUGAGGACCACGUCCAUUACCAGACAGCAGAACUUUAAGCAGCGGGUGGUGGCCCUUCUGAAGAGGUUCAGAGUUUCUGAUGAGGUGCUGGACUCCGAGCAGGACCCUGCCGAGCCGCCCCCCGAGGUGGAGGAGGACCUGGAGAGUCUGGAUUUUGAGAACCCCAGCGACAGCGGCCCGGAACUGGACGAUGACGACAGCGUCCUCAGCACCCCGAAACCAAAACUCAAGCCGUACUUCGAGGGCCUGUCUCUCUCCAGCUCCCAGACUGAGAUCGGCAGUAUCCACAGCACCCGAAGCCACCGGGAGCCACCCAGCCCCCUGGACCCCGACAAGGCCAAGAGCAGCGCGGCAAAGUUCCAGGUGGACGACAUGUCCGACAACGUCUCAUACGAGCAGCCGGAGGCCAUGACCCCCACCACGGAGCUGGAGAUGGACAACAUGGACACCUUCCUGGAGAAGCUGCCCCCCAGUGGCAAAAUGACCAAGACCGAGUCGCUCAUCAUCCCGUCCAACAGACAGGAGCCCAAGCUGGCAGGCAGGAGAGGAAGGAGCACCUCACUCAAAGAGCGGCAGCCCAGCAGGCCGCAGAACGAGAGGGCGAACAGCCUGGACAACGAGCGCUCGCUCGACACGCGCUGCCACCUGCAGAUUCCACGGAAGACGGUCUACGACCAGCUUAAUCACAUCCUGGUGUCGGAUGACCACCUCCCAGACAACAUCAUCCUCAUCAACACCUCUGACUGGCAGGGACAGUACCUGUCAGACGUGCUGCAGAACCACCAGCUCCCCGUGGUGUGCACCUGCACCACCGCAGACAUCCAGGCUGCCUUUAACACCAUCGUGUCGCGCAUCCAGCGAUUCUGUAACUGUAACUCCCAGACCCCCGUCCCGAUCAAGAUCGCCGUGGCAGGGGCGCAGCACUACCUCAGCGCGGUCCUGCGCCUCUUCGUCGACCACCUCUCGCACAAAACCCCCGACUGGCUGGGGUACAUGCGGUUCCUGAUCAUCCCGCUCGGUUCCCACCCGGUGUCUAAGUAUCUGGGCACCAUUGACUACCGGUACAACAGCCUGUUCCAGGACGCUGCCUGGAGAGACCUCUUCCACAAGCCAGACGCUCCAGUCGUGGUUCAGGAGAGUCCCGAUGUGGUUUCCCGGGUGACGCAGUACAUGGUGGGAGCCAAUGGGGCACAUCAGCUGCCCAUUGCUGAGGCCAUGCUCACUUACAAACAAAAGAGAUUUCCACACGUUUCCCUCGGAAAUGCCUGGAAAAUCCCCAGAUGGGACGGAGUAUACCACACCGUCCAGAGACAGCACAGGGAAUUAAGAGUCUGUAUUAACCCUCUUGAACACCCUGAUGAGGACUCCUGCCAAAAGUUCAUCCCUUUCAUCGGGGUGGUGAAAGUGGGCAUCGUGGAGCAGUCGUCUGCUACCUCAGGGGACUCUGAUGAUGCAGCUCCAGUAGGAACAGGCCUUCUCUCCUCCACCCCUCCGCAGGUGUCCCCCGCCCUGAAAGAGGCUUCCCCGACCCCACCCUCCUCCCCGUCUGUCAACACCAGCUUCAGCUCAUACAGUUCCCCGGGAGGCAGCCAGGGGGAGCUGAUGGGCCUGCAGGUGGAUUACUGGGCGGCCCCGCUGGACAGGAAGAGGGACGUAGAGAAGCGGGACUCGUCCUCCAAGAACACGCUCAAGUGCACCUUCCGCUCCCUGCAGGUCAGCCGGCUGCCCCUGGGCGGGCCGGACUACAGCACCCAGCCCACCAUGUCCAUGACCGUGGUCACAAAAGAGAAGAAUAAGAAGGUCAUGUUUCUGCCAAAGAAAACAAAGGACAAGGAGGUGGAGUCUAAAAGUCAGGUGAUCGAGGGAAUCAGCCGACUUAUCUGCACUGCCAAGCACCAGCAGACCAUGCUGAGGGUGCUCAUCGACGGAGUGGAGUGGAAUGAUGUUAAGUUUUUCCAGCUGGCCGCGCAGUGGUCCUCUCACGUCAAGCACUUCCCCAUCGGCAUAUUCGGACACUCGAAAGGCCCCUACUAACACCCCUCUGAGGGCCCUCGUCUGUGGAACUGUGGACAGCCCUCCUGCGUGCCAAUAGCCUUGAGUCUCCCCUACGCCCGCCUCCUGUGGUCCUCCUGCCCCUCCCCCUCCCCUUCUCAUAAUUUAAGACCCCCCCCACCCCCCUUCCCUAAUCCUGUUGAUUUCCAUUUGUGUUGUUUUUUUUUUAAACAAGAUUUUGUAAGACUUCGAGGAGGUGGAGCAGUCCAGGGGAGAUUUUUUUCUGUUUGUUUGUUUCCUUGCUCAAUCCCGCCCCUCCUCCCUUGUGCUUUUUAAAAACCUCCCUGCUGACUUUUUAUAGACUUUUUGAAAGAUGAAAAAAAAAAAAAAAAACCUAAUGAAAAUAAUCAUUUGAAAUGAUUAAAUUAACCCCUAACCUGCAAGUGCUCAGGCUUUUUGGCUGCCUCACUGUGUCGUCCUCCGGUGAAUUUUAACUGUCAAGCACUUGGCCUCGCGUCAGCUAACGAGAUAACAAGCCCCCAUUCGCGUUCGACCAUUUCCUAACCAAACACCAUUUGUAGGUUGCACUGACCUCAGCACAAGCAAGGGCACAGAUUCUCCGUCCUUUGAGUUUAAAUAUCCGGAAGAUUGGGCUUCAGGAAUUUUCAGGUGGAAUUGCUUUUGGUUCUCUCGAAUCCCCGGUACCCCCGAUACCCGCUUCAGUGUUUAGAAGAGCCUCUAAUCCCUCGCCGUAAAAAGCUCCAUACCUUUUCAGCGGACUUGCAUCUCUGUGGAGCCUCACUGCAUUCAUCUGAAGGAGACUGAGUUGUGCAAUAAACUGUAAAUAAAAUGAACAUGCUCCUUACCACUGAGCUGGCAGGUGUGCUCCUGUACCGAUGCCGCUCCACAGCGCCCCUC
Messenger RNA from Conger conger (European conger), 4316 nucleotides. RefSeq names its product phosphofurin acidic cluster sorting protein 2 (gene pacs2). The coding region runs from base 690 to 3440 and encodes 916 amino acids. Gene Ontology annotation, molecular function: transmembrane transporter binding. Gene Ontology annotation, biological process: protein localization to plasma membrane. The record is from RefSeq and is a predicted model, not a curated record. NCBI's taxonomy places the organism in Eukaryota, Metazoa, Chordata, Actinopteri, Anguilliformes, Congridae. The transcript is spliced from 25 exons.